Molecule: messenger RNA, 2973 nt
Organism: Pogoniulus pusillus (Red-fronted tinkerbird)
Lineage: Eukaryota; Metazoa; Chordata; Aves; Piciformes; Lybiidae
Product: ectonucleoside triphosphate diphosphohydrolase 2-like
Exons: 9
Coding region: 1-1488 (495 amino acids)
Cellular component (GO): plasma membrane
Molecular function (GO): hydrolase activity
Source: RefSeq, a predicted model, not a curated record
AUGUCUUGGCGCGAGCUCCUUCCCCCCUGGCUGGUGAUCGUGGCAGGACUGACUGGCAUCGUGCUGCUUUGUGUCUCCACUAAAAAUGUGCCUGUUACCCCUCUCAGGAUCAAGCAUGGCAUUGUUCUGGAUGCUGGCCCAUCCCGCACUAUCCUCUUCAUCUACCAGUGGACCACCAAGGCCAACAGGACUGGAGUGAUCAGGGAGUGCAGUUCCUGUCCUGUGCAAGGUCUAGGAGUCUCCAACUACUCAGAUUCUCCUCAGAAAGCAGGGAAGAGCUUGGAGCCAUGCUUGAACUGGGCCCAGAAGGAGAUCCCAGCAGAGCAGCACAGCCAAACCCCCCUCUAUGUGGGAGCAACCACCAGCACAGGGCAGCUCAACCUCACCCAUCCCAUCCUCUCUGACACUGCCCUUGCAGCCCUGACUGCGGCCCUGAAGUCAUCCCCCUUCAACUAUCAGGGGGCACAAAUCCUGCCCAGUCCAAACAAGGAAGCAUUCAACUGGGUUGCUGUUAACUAUGUCCUGGAGAACUUCUUCAAGUACGACUGGCGAGGACAGUUGGUCCCCUCUGACAAGGGCAUGGCAGGAGUCCUCUCUGUGGGAAGAACCUCAACACAGCUCACUUCCAAGGUGGAAGAAGAGAACCAGGCACUGAAAGAUGGAGUAAUGCUGCAGCUGUAUGGGCAGACACACAAGGUGUACACUCACCACUGCCCCUGCCACGGCACGGAGCAGCUCCGCAGCAGCCUGCUCUCCAGGCUCAUCCAGGCUCAGAGAGGCACUAAAACGGUGCUGAAUCCCUGCUGGCCCCUCGCCUACUCCCGGGAAGUGCAGUGGCAGUCAGUGCAUGCUGGGCCUUGUGCUGCCAGGGCUGACAGCUGGGACAGCCCUGCCCCUGAGGAGGUCUUCAACAUCACCGGCUCCAGCAGUCCUGCUGCCUGCCUGGGGCUAGUGCAAGGCCUGCUCAACUCUUCCUCUUCCUGCAGCUUCCUCAUGCAUUCCCUCAGCAAGCCCAGGAGCAGGCUUCUCGUGAUUUCUGAGGCCAUGGACUUCAUGAGAGAAGCUCUACCUUCUCCUGACUUGGGACAGGCAGUCAGCAGGCUUUGUGGGAUGUCCAUCAAAGAGCUGGCUAAGGAGCCCCAGAGGAGCCUGGAUACACUGACUGACUACUGCCUCACAUCUGCCUUCAUCUUUCAUCUCAGUACAAAGGGCUACACCUUGGACUUGGAUGGGUCUGUCAGGACUGCAUUCCAGAAGAUGGGUGACACAUCAUCUGGCUGGACACUUGGGUACCUGCUGAGUCUGACCAACACCACCCCUCAGGACAGCCCAACCUUCCUCAAGGGCAUUGACUCGGGAAUUUGGUCUCUGCUCCUCAUCCUCUUUGUGGUGCUGCUCACCGGGUCCUUCAUGCGCAUCUCCUACCGAGUGAUGGUGAAGGAGAACAGCUUCAGCAACAGGAACAGCAGUGUCUUUGAUGACAACUGAGAGGCCCCUGGGGCUCAGCACUCCCGCCAGAGGGCAGCCAGUGGGGUACAUUACAGAAGUCAGGCAGGUGUAAGUCACUGGAGGAUGGAAGUGAUUUUCCUGCAGGACUCCCAAAGCCUCAGAGCCCUGUUUCCCAUGACUAGCACUUGCACUGCUCUACCUUGAGACAUCAGAUCCUGUUCAGCAGGAAACCUGUGAUUCCUUGGGGAUGGCAAGCUCCAGAUGAGAGCAGCCUGCACAGAUCCUGCUCAGGCUGCAGCUGAGGUUACUCAUGUUGACCUAAUGAAAAUGUUCCUCUGAUCAGGCAGGCCCUGAGCUGUUGUAAAGUGAAUACUGCAUAAUCCUGUUAGUCAGGAGAGGUGGUGCCCUCAAAAAGUGCUCUGUCCUCUUCUGUGCCCACAAGAGAGAAGGUCCAUGCAGCAUUGCCACUAGUGGAGACUGGAACAGCACUAAAGAGCCAACUUGCUUCCAUGUUCCAGGGAAAAGGCAGGGAUUUUCUGCCUGCUACUGCUGAUCUCUCAGUCCAUGCUACUCUGCCCAUGCAUCCCUUCCAGAGAGUGCUCUUGCUGACCAAGGAGCCCUCAAAAGCAAGGCUUGGUCUCUGCAAGAUGUGGAGAGCAUCAAAGGAGAAACUGGACACAGACACCCAGCUGAGUUCCUGUCCCUCAGGGGCAGAACUAUCAAUGGCAACUCUUUAACCAGACCCAACAACACAAGUUCCUUCCCAUCAGCUAGAGCAAGGGGUGUGCUGGGCUGAGCUUCACCACUGUUCAUUUGCACUGCACUGCCUGGCUCCUUGACUCUGAAGAUGAAGCCAUCUCAGCCAACAUUGUCCUUUAGACAAGAGCAGACCCAGGAACAGAGGCUUUCUAAUUGUCAGCUCAAAGACUUUCACAUCAGACUGUGACCAGAGUUACUUGAGAAUCCAAUGCUCAGGAUUCCCCUGGGCCUUGGCAGUCCUCCCAGCUCCUUCUCUCUGCUUGUCUAAAAGAUGAGGUGCUGGACAGGUUCUCUGUGUUGAUGUGAGGAAAAGGGAUGGAUGCAGACAAAGCCUGGCCACUGACUAACAGCACUGAGAGCUCACUUCUCAGACUGCUUCAGAGGAUUAAACAUGCAGGCUGUUAAAAGGCCAAGGCAGCAGCAAAACUCCAGCUCAUUUCAGGCCACUUGAAACAGAAAUGCAAAUGCUUACAGAGGCAGGGAUGUGCCUUGCAGGAUUUUUUAAGCUCCCAUGGCACCCAAAUCCUUUCAAAUCUGAUUAUUAAUCCCUUGUGGUCCCAACUCAUAUAUAGGCCACAUCUCCUCCCCCACAAUAUUGAAGCCUUCAUCCAUUUUUUUUCCAGCUAAUGAAUGAAGGUUUGGAACCUGCCAGUCAGGUUUGGAGGGGUGUGGAGAUAGAUUUUCAACAAGCUUCAUAUUCAUUCCUUUGAGCUGCACGUUGGGUACCUUUAAUUGUAUCAUGUUAUUAAAGAGGUUGUAACAGAC